AUGGCGUGUUCAUCUGUCUCCAUGGCUGUGGAGUCGUACGAAGAGCCCGUCGUCGGGACGAGUUCUGGCAGCGAGCCCAACAGAAACGCUUGUCAGAGAAGGCGGCACUCUUCAUAUCACCCACGACGAAGAUUAUCCUCGUUGAUCGACAAUGAUAAUAUUCAUCUCAAAGUUGAGCGAUUCCUAGUUGAAUUAGAACGCAGACUCGAUUUCCUUGAAAAUUACGGAAACUUGAAAUUAGACACGGGAAUCAAGAGUGCUUAUUCCACCCUCCAGGCGGUUCGAGAUGCCUGCUCUCAUGUGUCAGGAGAAGUGUUGGAUGCAGGAAAGCGGCGCGCAAAGGUCCUCGUUGAGACCCUAGAGGACCGAUAUAACGAUGCCUUGGCGACAAAGGAGACUUUGGAAGCCAAGGCUUUGACUGCUAUACAUCUUAUGGAAGCUACCCUUGCGGACUUUGAAUCUCGGGCAUACGCAAUGCGCGAUGCUGGAUUCGGUACGGUUGCCGGCGAGCUCAUGGAUUCGGGUCGGCGACGGCUUGACGAGGGAUAUGAAAUGGCAAAAGGGGUCGUAGAUGGAGGUAUCGAACGAGCAUGGAGAGCCAAGGAGAGCCUGACAGAAAAAGUGGAACAUGCAAUCACACGCGCGCGCGAACACGGAUUGAUAAAGUACGAGGAUCUUCCGGAGCCAUGGCGCGUCAACCCGCACAUCCUUCGAGGUUAUCGUUUCACCGAGACGAAAAUCGAUUGCGUCCGCUCUGUUCUUCGUAUAUCAAAUGAGUCAGUCAACAUCUGGUCUCAUGCAAUCGGCCUCAUGAUAGUGCUUGCCAUUGCCUUUUACUUUUACCCGAUGCAUGUCAAUUUUUCUCUCAGCACCAAAUCGGAUGUCUUCAUUGCAGCGGUAUUCUUCUUUGCCGCUUGCAAAUGCUUGGUCUGCAGUACCAUGUGGCAUACGAUGAACAGUAUUGCAGAGCAAAAACUGAUGGAACGCUUUGCUUGCGUGGAUUAUACCGGUAUCUCACUUCUUAUCGCGGCCUCUAUCAUGACUUCAGAAUAUACCGCCUUUUAUUGCGAGCCCAUGAGUCGUUGGGGCUACAUGCUCACCACCGCGACCCUGGGUGUCGGCGGUGUCAUUCUGCCAUGGCAUCCAACCUUCAACCGAGCAGAUAUGAGCUGGGCCAGGGUAGCAUUUUAUGUCUCUCUGGGCGCUACUGGCUUCCUUCCCUUUUUCCAACUCACCGUCACUCGCGGCUGGGCCUGGUCCAUUUACUUCUAUGCACCUGUGGUGAAAAGCAUUCUCGUUUACCUUUUCGGGGCUCUCAUAUACGCGCAUAAAAUUCCUGAGCGAUGGUGGCCUGGAUUCUUCGACUAUUUCGGAGGCAGCCAUAAUCUUUGGCAUUUUGCUGUUCUUGGAGGCAUUUUCUUUCACUAUCUCGCCAUGCAAGACUUUUUUGCCGGCGCCUUUAGAAGGGCCGAAGCGGAGUGCAUGCUGCGCUAG
Messenger RNA from Xylona heveae TC161, 1494 nucleotides. Its product is annotated as HlyIII-domain-containing protein. Gene Ontology annotation, molecular function: signaling receptor activity. Gene Ontology annotation, cellular component: membrane. The record is from RefSeq and is a predicted model, not a curated record. Lineage: Eukaryota; Fungi; Ascomycota; Xylonomycetes; Xylonales; Xylonaceae. Bases 1 to 1494 code for a protein of 497 amino acids. The transcript has 2 exons.